Messenger RNA from Hipposideros armiger (great roundleaf bat), 4138 nucleotides. RefSeq names its product alpha-1,6-mannosylglycoprotein 6-beta-N-acetylglucosaminyltransferase B (gene MGAT5B). Gene Ontology annotation, cellular component: Golgi apparatus. Bases 446 to 2824 code for a protein of 792 amino acids. The record is from RefSeq and is a predicted model, not a curated record. Gene Ontology annotation, biological process: protein N-linked glycosylation. Gene Ontology annotation, molecular function: alpha-1,6-mannosylglycoprotein 6-beta-N-acetylglucosaminyltransferase activity. The transcript is spliced from 18 exons. Lineage: Eukaryota; Metazoa; Chordata; Mammalia; Chiroptera; Hipposideridae.
CCCGGGGCCGCCUCUAGCCGGCACCGAGGGCGCGGGCCCGGGGAUGAGGGCGCCCGCGGCGGGGAGCCCGUCUGCGCGCCGCGGCGCCGUCCCGCCCAGCGAGCGAGCCCGAGCAGGCAGACGCGCGGCCGGCGGUCUGGGGGCGCGCCGCCUCCCGGCCCCCAAAAUGUGAAGCGGUGAGGGCGGAGACGCAGAGACGGCCCCGGCCGGGCGCCCUCGCCGCCCUCCGGCAGCCGCGCUGCUCCCGUUCCCCUGCCCCCCGAGGCCGCGUCGACCCCACGGGCCUCGGCCAGUUGUAGCGAAGCCGCCGAGCCUCCGCGCCCCCCGCCUCGCUCCGACCGGGUUUCCGCCCGCAGCGGGUUCGCGGCCCGGACGCGGCGGGAGGAGGGCCCGGGACAGGGCGUCCGGCCUCGUCCGUGGCUCCUCGCCCAGACAAGUUUGAACAAUGAUCACAGUCAACCCCGAUGGGAAGAUAAUGGUCAGAAGAUGCCUGGUCACCCUGAGACCCUUUCGGCUUUUUGUCCUGGGUAUCGGCUUCUUCUCACUCUGCUUCCUGAUGACAUCUCUGGGAGGCCAGUUCUCGGCCCGGCGCCCCGGGGACUCCCCCUUCACCAUCCGCACAGAAGUGAUGGGUGGGCCGGAGUCCCGUGGCGUCCUCCGCAAGAUGAGUGAUCUGUUGGAGCUGAUGGUGAAGCGUAUGGACACACUGGCCAGACUGGAGAACAGCAGCGAGCUGCACCGGGCUGCAGGUGGAGGGCAUUUUGCCCUGGACAGGCUGCCCGCUGGGGCCGGGCUCAUGGAGCGCAUCCAGGCCAUCGCUCAGAACGUCUCCGACAUUGCCGUCAAGGUGGACCAGCUGCUGCGCCAUAGCCUGCUCCUGCACAGCAAGGUGUCUGAAGGCCGGCGGGACCAGUGUGAGGCGCCCAGUGACCCCAAGUUCCCUGACUGCUCAGGGAAGGUGGAGUGGAUGCGUGCCCGCUGGACCUCUGACCCCUGCUACGCCUUCUUCGGGGUGGACGGCACCGAAUGCUCCUUCCUCAUCUACCUCAGUGAGGUCGAGUGGUUCUGUCCCCCGCUGCCCUGGAGGAACCAGACGGCUACCCACAUGGCCCCCAAACCUCUCCCCAAAGUCCAGGCAGUUUUCCGGAGCAACCUGUCCCACCUCCUGGAGCUGAUGGGCAGCGGGAAGGAGUCUCUGAUCUUCAUGAAGAAACGGACCAAGCGGCUGACUGCCCAGUGGGCCCUGGCUGCCCAGCGCCUGGCGCAGAAGCUGGGGGGCACCCAAAGGGACCAGAAGCAGAUCCUCGUCCACAUCGGCUUCCUGACUGAGGAGUCUGGGGAUGUGUUCAGCCCGAGGGUGCUGAAGGGCGGGCCUCUGGGGGAGAUGGUACAGUGGGCGGACAUCCUGGCUGCUCUCUACGUGCUGGGCCACGGCCUGCGGGUCACUGUGUCCCUGAAGGAGCUGCAGAGUAACUUAGGGGUGCCGCCAGGCCGGGGGAACUGCCCGCUCACCGUGCCCCUGCCUUUCGACCUCAUCUACACCGACUACCAUGGCCUACAGCAGAUGAAGCAGCACAUGGGACUGUCCUUCAAGAAGUACCGGUGCCGAAUCCGGGUCAUCGACACCUUUGGGACAGAACCUGCGUACAACCACGAGGAGUAUGCCACGCUGCAUGGCUACCGGACCAACUGGGGCUACUGGAGUCUCAACCCCAAGCAGUUCAUGACCAUGUUCCCUCACACCCCGGACAACUCCUUCAUGGGCUUCGUGUCCGAGGAGCUCAACGAGACGGAGAAGCAGCUCAUCAAAGAUGGCAAGGCCAGCAACAUGGCCGUUGUGUACGGCAAGGAGGCGAGUAUCUGGAAGCUCCAGGGCAAGGAGAAGUUCUUGGGCAUCUUGAACAAGUACAUGGAGAUCCACGGCACCGUGUACUACGAGAGCCAGCGGCCCCCCGAGGUCCCAGCCUUCGUGAAGAACCAUGGCCUCUUGCCGCAGCCUGAAUUCCAGCAGCUGCUGCGCAAGGCCAAACUCUUCAUAGGGUUCGGCUUCCCCUACGAGGGUCCCGCCCCCCUGGAGGCCAUCGCCAAUGGCUGUGUCUUCCUGCAGUCCCGCUUUAGCCCACCCCACAGCUCGCUCAACCACGAGUUCUUCCGAGGCAAGCCCACCUCCAGAGAGGUGUUCUCCCAGCAUCCCUAUGCAGAGAACUUCAUCGGCAAGCCCCACGUGUGGACCGUCGACUACAACAACUCGGAGGAGUUUGAAGCAGCCAUCAAGGCCAUCAUGAGAACCCAGGUAGACCCCUACCUGCCCUAUGAGUACACCUGUGAGGGGAUGCUGGAGCGAAUCCAAGCCUAUAUCCAGCACCAGGACUUCUGUGCAGCCUCAGGCCCUGCCCCACCAGGGGCCCGAGCCCCGCAGAGCCCCCUCGUCCUGGCCCCCAAUGCCACCCACCUGGAGUGGGCCCCAGACUCCGGCGUGGCCCCCAGGGCCUGGCCCCCAGUGCACUCCCUCCGGGCCUGGCUGGCCGCCCCUGGGAGGGCCUGCACGGACACCUGCCUGGACCACGGGCUGAUCUGCGAGCCUUCCUUCUUCCCCUUCCUCAACAGCAAGGACGCCUUCCAGAAGCUGCAGGUGCCCUGUGACAGCACUGAGUCGGAGAUGAACCACCUGUACCCCGCCUUCGCCCAGCCCGGCCAGGAGUGCUUCCUGCAGAAAGAACCUCUGCUCUUCAGCUGUGCCGGCUCCAGCACCAAGUACCACCGGCUCUGUCCCUGCCGAGACUUCCGCAAGGGCCAGGUGGCCUUGUGCCAGGACUGUCUGUGAGGGCGCCCACCCGGCUGGCCCUCCUGCCGCAGGAGAAAGCACCAGCAGAUUCCGAGCUCCAGCGACCCACUCCCCCUUGACACCCCAGGCCGGAGCUUCCUGUCUAGGCCAGGAAGUGGGCAGAGCAGGCACAGGUUGAGGGGGACGGCAGCUCACCCCAGUGCCUGGUGCUCACCCUAGGCAGGCUCCUUGUUCUCAGCCGGGAGCUCAUGGCAACAUCUGGCCAAGCAGCUGUGGGGUUGGUCAGAGGGUCCCACUGGCCCAGGAGCAGGUGUCAGAGGCCCCUUGCUUUGUGCAAGGCCAGAUUAGGGCCACACAGAGCGAGGGCCCUGGUCCUUCUUGGGCCCAGGAUGGGGCCUCUUGAUGUAUAAGAAAGGGAGCAGGGGCGAGGCCUGUCCGAUGGCCCACUGAGGGUCCAGAGAGUGGGGUGUGAUGCAUGAGGGGUCAGCCUUGUCCCUCUGGAAUUGUUGGGGUGUGGACAGAAGGGACAGGGAACUGGGGGAAGGCCAGGCUAGUGGUCUCUGUUCAUGCGCCCUCUUAGCCCCACCCCUCCCGCUUUCCCACGCCCCCCUCCCUGCUGCACUUGAGGACCAUGGUUGGUGCAAGGACCCCUUAGGCCCUGGGUUGAAUUGUUUCCCUCACCUGCUUGUUCCAACUCUCUUCACUUUGGACUUCUGAAACCCAUCCUGGCAUGACUGCGAUUCCAGACCACAGAUUUGUUCCCAAAGCCUCAAUCCCCUCCCCACCUCUGAGAACCGGCUCUGGAACUCCGCCCAGCAUCUAGUGGGGCUUCUGCGCCUUGGCGUCCCCGGCCCAGUUCCUGGCUGCCUGGGCCCGCUAGCCCCCAUGUAACCCCCACUCCAUCAACUCUGCGUCCGUUUCCCUACCUCCAGCUUCCAACCACCUCUAGAUCCACCUGCUCACCUGUGCGCGGCAUGCCUGCCCCGGCCCCAGGACGCCCCCUGCCCCAAUCCCGAGCCCAGAGCCCUGCCUGAUUAAACAGGUCAGGCCCUCAGAAACACUGCCACCCCACCCCGUUUUAUAAUCCCACUCCCUCCUGGGGGCAACCCCCACCCUGCCCACCUGGGCCUGCCCCUCCACCCUUCCAGGGAGGCGGCCCCUGGGCCCUGAGAGUCAGGAGGGGGAUGCCCCCCACCGGAGAGCCCUCUUACCGCCUGGGUGGCCGGUAUGGCUGCAGAAACUCAAUAGUCACCAAGGACCUGACCUUCGGGGGAAAGCAAUAGAGACUCUCUUUUCUCUCUCUUUUUUUAAAGAUUUAUUUCUUGAAAUAAUAAAUAUUUUAUUGGGAUGUGA